Messenger RNA from Cimex lectularius (bed bug), 18058 nucleotides. RefSeq names its product dynein heavy chain 10, axonemal-like. The transcript has a single exon. Gene Ontology annotation, cellular component: dynein complex. Lineage: Eukaryota; Metazoa; Arthropoda; Insecta; Hemiptera; Cimicidae. Gene Ontology annotation, biological process: microtubule-based movement. The record is from RefSeq and is a predicted model, not a curated record. Gene Ontology annotation, molecular function: ATP hydrolysis activity; dynein intermediate chain binding; dynein light intermediate chain binding. Bases 448 to 18000 code for a protein of 5850 amino acids.
CGUACAGGUUUCUAUGUUUAUAAAACUUUCUACCCAAAGACAUAUUAUAAAGAAGUAAUAUUCUCGAAGCUGGUCCCGAAGCCGGUAACACCGCCACGGCCGGAGCAGGAAAAGCCGCCGAAGUCGGCGAAGGCCAAGAAACAGAAAAAGAAGAAGGCGAAAAAAUCGAAACCCUCCACUUCGACGAACGUGCCUCCUUCACUCCUCGGAACCGGGUACGACUUACUUCUGUCCCAGUCAAAAAGCAUCCCACAGAGUUCCGAAGUGGCAGAAAGUUUGGAAGAAACGGAAGAAGGCCAGACAGAAGAAGAAUACGAAAGUGAAGUGGAAGAAGAAGAAGUCAAAGAGAAAAAAAGAAAGACGCCUAAAAAGGGGAAAAAAGGAAAAAAAGGGAAAAAGCGAAAGAAGAAAAAGGCUGUCGAGAUCGUCGAGCCGAAAGAACCAGAAAUGAUAUCAGUCACGUUCAAGCGGAUUCUAAGAAAACAGAAGCUUGUCGCACAACUGCACUGCAAGAGCGGUGACGUUUUUCUGGACUUCAAGCAGGUUCCCAAAUAUUUCUAUUUCCUCCUGACGACUUCCUACGGCAUACCGGUGAUGGACACGUGGGAAGAGGCGUGCGCUGAAAUGCCGGCUUAUUUCUUGAUAGGACAAUUGGACAAAGAUUUGUUCCACAGCUUUCAAACCAUGAUGAUGGUCUAUGAGCAACAUUUCGCGGUGAAUUUCAACGAUGCUUUUAGCCCUAUUCCGUACACGAAGUGUCAGGAAAGGCCUAUGCCUCGUAGAGCGGCUUGGAACAUUCCCCCGUUGGACGUCAUAAAAUCUAGCGGAGGUUUCGCGAGGAGAAUGAUAAAAAUAUUAACCCAGAUCAAAUACGAGGACGAAGAUAAAGAAAAGCCGACGCCUGAGGAAAUCCUGGCGGAGGAAGGAGAAGAGAACGCUCCGGGCAGAAAACAGCUGGUAGCCUAUAGCCCACAAGAAAUAGUCAAAGGGUAUUUGAACGAAUAUCCCGAACAGGUAAGAGAGAUAUUUAAGAAGAUUAGAACGAUAAAAGAAUUAAAAGACGAUCCGGAUUACCUCACGAAAGAAACUUCCCACUACAUGCAUCCUGUUUACAAUAUAUUCAUGAAGAGGAUAAGAACAUUUAACUACUUCGUCAUGUGGUGUCAUAGGAAUCACAUAAAUAAAAUGGUAAUAGAGUAUCCUGACCUGCCAGACCUGGAAAAAGCAAGCGAUGAGACUAUGUACGAGUUGUCACAAGAUCCAGAAUACGUCCAGGCUUUAGAAGAUAUAGUAAAUUCUUGGGCACAGUACAUCUUCAAGUUACUGGAAUCGGUCAGGGAGAAAAGUCCCAGCGGUCAUGGGCCGAUACCGCUUUACGAUUACUGGGCCUUGAGAGCUACGGCUUUUUCACCUGUAUUUGAAUCUUUGCACUAUCCCAUAGUAGAAAAAAUUCUUAAAGUCCUCUCCUGGACAGAAUCAAACGCUUUAAACGAUUUCCUAUACGCAAGAAACGCGAUCCAAGCUUAUUACAAAGUUUCCCUCGAAAACACGGACUACCUCAACACGGCCAUUUCAGAAAUCAGGCUUCUCAUGAAAUGCGAGAAAGUGAGCGAAAUGGCUCAAGUUUUACCGCAAGUAUUCGAACACAUUAGAAUACUGUGGGUGUUAUCUCCUCACUGGGGGGCGGAAUAUUACUUUUCCCAACUUCUCGAUAGAAUCAAAUGGGUGGUAGCCACAAAAAUAAAGAGAAUCCUGAAUGUACAAGAAUUAUUCUCCAUGGAUUUGGACGUGAUCAAAAAAGUUUGUUCGAGCUCCGCGGAAUUAAUGGCAUUCUGGAAAAUAAUCUACAUGAAAACAAGACAGAUGAUAGAAGAAACGGAAUGCGAGGCGAGAUGGGAGUUCGACAAAGAAGAACUUUUCCGAGAGACCGAUUAUAUAGCAUACAUAGCGCAAACCUUGUCAGACAUGGUGACGGUGAUGCAGGAGUACCUCUCCAUAUUCUGCCCCGAAUUCGUCCAUUCUGUCAUAGAAUCUUCGCCAAUAAGGAACAUAAUAAAAAGGAUUUGGAAUCUGACAAUCCCUAUAAAAUCAGCGGAUUUCGAUAUAUUCCACUAUAGAUAUACGACCAAAUGGAACAGGAUCGUAGACGAUUUUUGGCAUGGGAUGGAAGAGUUAGAGCAAGUCGCGUUGGGGGUUAUACAACAUGCCUUCAAGCACUUGAGGUCCUCAGGUCGAGCCGUUACGUUACUCAUAUUAUUUCAGAAAGUCGAAAUAAGGGGUAAGAUUUUCAAACUUCUCAUGACGAAAAUGGACGACGUACUGAUACAGUUCAGAGAGGAGGUGGCGAAAAUCACAGACACGUUCGCGAAAGGAUGCAGCGAACCACCGAUAAUGAGAAGGCAUCCCAUCUUCGCAGGAGCGAUUGCUUGGACGAGACACCUUUUUGCCACGGUCCGUAUGUCUUUAGAAGGCAUCAACGAAAUUUUGGACGAUACCCAGUCAGAAAAAAAGAAACAGACAUAUAGAGAAUUUCAACAUUUGGUAGAUCUUUUAAAAGCUUACGAAAAUGUCACUUUCAAGGAGUGGGUGAUUAACGACUUGCCUUACCUAAAACGAGCCUUCAGGAGGAACCUUAUUAAGCUCGCAGAAUUGCCCCUUGAAAACACGGACAACGAGUUAUCUUCCGGAGAAGAGGAAGCGGUUAAAAUGGCUGUCGAUGUUUAUCCGAAAGGUAAAGGGAACACGCCGAAUCUUUUCAAUUUGCUUUUCCCGGGGAGGGAAACUUUAAAAGAAAAAAAGAAAAAUAAAUUCAAUGAAUACUAUUUUUCGGAUGAUGAAUUGGAAUCGAAACUUUCGAAGGCGUCCAGCAGCUCAUUAUCGAUAGGCGACACUGUGAAGGAUCGGAAAACGAAAAACAGAACUGGAGCCGAUGAUGAUGAUCAGCCGGAUGGGGAAGAAGAUAGCCAAAUCGAAGAGGACGAAACGGACGACGAUACCUAUAGCUCGGGCGGAACGGAAACAGUAAGCGAAUGUUCUGUCAUAGCCAAAAGAAGAGACCACACAGAAAGCGAAUCGGAUUUGAGCACUCAGAUCGGUUCGGUCGGUGCCGACAAUUCCGCAGACGAAGACGGCAUAUAUCUGAACAUCGGAGGAGUACCCUUCGGGUUUUUCCCUUGUCCUAUAGAAGGCAGGAAAUCCGGUGAAAUAUACGAGACACAAGCUGUCACUUGCGUGGUUUCGGAUGUAGACACCCAUUCGGACAUUUCUCACACGGAGAUGGAAAGAAUAAACGCUAACAAAGUUCAGAUACUUUACCAGAAGCAGGCCGCAAAACCUUUCGAUGAAGAAUUUGAAGAAAAGGAAUCAAAACCCACAAAUCAAAAAAGGGUGGCAUCUUUUCACGUAGUUAAUACUAAAGCUUACGAAAAGAAAAGCCACUACGACAACAUUGUGCCUUUCUCAGGCACCAAGGAAUAUACCGUUGACGUGCUGUACAAAAAAUCGUUAGAAGACGCCGUUACCGCACUAAUCGCUGGAAGAUACAAAGAGAAUAAAUUCAAAAACAGAUUUUUAUCCAUAACAGAAAAAGGAGAAAACAGAGAGGGCGUCGAUGGAAACGAACCUUCAAUAAACGAAGUGCAACAAAAAGAAAAACAGUUAAUAAAACCACAACAGAAAAAAGUAAGUUUGCACUCGUUCUUAGAGGGAGGUGAUUCGAACGAAGUUCUGAACCCCAUCGAUUUACAGCCAUCUCCAGAAAUGAAAAUCAUUUACAGUCAACCCAAGAUGGACGGAGUAGAAGAAAAAGUGUUCAACGAAACGAUAGGCCCUGUAAAAUUCGAGGACCAGGAAGUAUUCAAACGGCCGGACGUCAAAAAUGGGGAGAGUCUGAAUAUUUACAACUGUAACUCGGAUUCGACGGACUCUUCGUUUACGGACAAGAGUGAAAUGUUCGCGACGUCAGAAAACGAUCUCCUGGAACUUCGGAAGAAAGAAGACGAAUUUGCAUUUUCCACAUCCGAAACCACGUCCGAUUCUCUAGAAUUCAUAAAGCCGAGGACGUUCAUAAACAAACUCAAACAAGGACAACCGGCGGCAAAGAAACAAUCGCUAAUGAGGAAGAAGGGGAAAUUUACAGACGCAUCCAGUCUUUCUAGUGAAAUAGACAUAAAAUUUGCGCCGAACGAAAUAUUAUUUUCACACGUCUAUAGUACGCAACCGCACCAAGCCGAAAGGCCGUACAAGUCUACAACCGAAACUAAAAGACUAGGAGGAGGGAAAAAGGGAUCUGAAACCUUCCUCGAAAAGAGUGCGAGCAGAAGAAGCAAAACAAAAAUAGAAAUGGGAAAAAUCUUGCCUUCCAAAGGAGACUCGGCCUCGUACGCCAUUAGAAAGAAACUUAGGUCGAGUUACGACGAACGUUAUUUUACACCGGGUCCCGAAAUUGGCACCGAAUCAGAUUUGGAAAACGACAGUGAUAUGUCUUUCCACGCAGAGAAAAAAUUAGAGAGAAUGAAAGUUAUGCAAAAGCCACCGGUUUUCUCAUUAGUAGAGUUGCAGUAUCACCACAACAAAAUGAUUCCCACGCAAGAAGGGCAAAAGGAAACUGCCGAACAGAAAGGGUUAGAGAACAAGGAUUCUUCGUCCUCGUUCAUGGUCAAAGAAGGUAAGGCGGCCUUCAUCGGCGACAACGUCAAAAAGCAAGUGGUGCACCAUGGCAAAAGAAUAUUGACGAUACCUGAACCGUACGCUUACUAUGUGCAAAGAAUAAAAGAAAACACAAAAAGGGUUUUCACGAAAAAGAUGAGACUGAAGUUGUUGUCGAAAAAAAGAGGUAACGUUUUGUACAACUACCGCAGGGCGGAAAAGGAAUUCGAAAGGAUGUUUUAUGACAAUGAAGAGGAACAGUUGAAAGCUGAGUAUUUCAACAACUUGGUAGAAGAGCUUCUAGACAUGACAGAAACCCAGGCGUACAGCAUCACAGGACUCGAUCAGAAAUACGAGCAAGAAGUGUUGGCAAUGAGGUCGGGCAAACAUAAAAAAAAAGUAGACGUUUGGAAACUCAUCGGAAGGGAGCCACAGUCGGAACCAGGAGAAAAAUCGGCUGCAGAAAAGAAAAAACCAGAAUUAGGGAAACAAGAAGAUACGGCAUCGAUAGUUUCCGAACAAGAAAAACCCGAUGUCCGUUCGGUCAAAGACGAGCCCAAUGGCGAUGAAAUGGCCAUGGUGAAAGUGGGAUCUCUGACAUCUGCCGGUACGGACCAAGGGGACAAUUUCGAGGACCUAUCAGAAAUGUAUUUAAAAAGGCCGUACUCUCCUACGAAGAGGGCUGAUGGAAAGCAAAACAAGAAAGCGAAAAAAAAACACAGCAUCACAACAAUAAGAAAGAAACUGAUGAGGCAUAGAGAAAAAAUGAGGAAUUUGACUGGAAAAGAGCGUUAUCGUUAUUUGAAAAAUCUAUACGUUGCUAAGAUGAGGAAGUGUUGCAAAAGGUUGAAAAAACUUAGGAAGAGGAGGAAAAGAAUACUGGAGUACAGAAGAAAAAAAUACUGCGCUAAAAGAAGACAAAUCUUGAAAAGGAAAAAGCAAAUGUAUAAGGAAAAAACUGUAGAACCGCAAUUAGUGGAAAUGGAUCAAAGUAUGAAAAGGUUGCAAACUGGUAAAACAGUUAAAGAACUGGCGAAAAUUGCAGAUGAGAAGAGAAAGCGUAAAUUGACGGAGAAGAUGAGAAGAGUUAGAAUAAGGGCGGAAAGGCGGAGGCUGAGGGAGAAAGUGAGAAGAGCUCGAAAACAUAUUCGUUUAUUGAAUAAAAAGUUGGAAAAACUGAAAUUGCAAAAGAUCAGGCUGAAAUGUAAAAAGAAACCGAUUAGAGUGCUAGUAACCCAAGACGAACACGAGAAAAUGGCUACAAGAGUGAAGAAGGAAGUUAAAAAAGCAAGAAAGAUAUACAAAAAGAAAGAGAAAAUUUUAGAACGGAAGAAAAGGAAGUUAGAAGAUAAAAAAUUACGUUUACACGAAGAAAUAAUAAAGACAGAAGUCAAAAAGCAAAAAGUAGCCCAAGAAGCACAAGAGCGGAAAUACAAAAGGCCGAAAUUCGAUGCCACGAUAUUCGAGGAAGUUAAAGACACACUAAUAGACGAGGUGGAACGAAUUGACAUCCCAGGUUUUAAGCGGAGACUUAACGAAGUCAAAGAUUUCCAAAAGAAAUUGUUAAAAGAGAAGCAAAAACAGAUGGAAGAGCUAAAUGUGGAUGCUAAGAAAUCUAAGAAAGGAAAUUUUAACGCUUCGAGCGAAGAGACGGAAAUGGAAAUAAACGACGCUGUCGCGACUUUGGAGGCCGGCGCGACGAGGAUUCUGCCGAGGGUCUACGUCGGAUGUCGCCACGACGUGACACGUUAUCCCUGGAGGGAAUUCAUCGGCACAGAUACUCUGUGCGAACAUGGCUACACGAUAAAACUUAACUUUGACUCCAACUUUCAACGCAUCGUCCGAGAGGCUGAAAUGAUCGACGAACUGGGCUUUCCGGUCCCGAAGGAGAUUCUCUGCCUAGCAACUCUCAAAAAGCUUCUUCACAUAGAGAAGUUCAGAGUCGAGACCGUCGUCAAUUCUUACAGGGAGCUCGUGAGCGAAAUGUCUGAGCCGCAGCGAGCCGCCCUCAAGCAUUUUAUUGUAGAAAUCGAAAGCCUCCUUUAUGUCGGACUUACGGAGCACACUUGGAGUUCGAUAAGCGUACUUAAAUACUGCACCCUGAUUGGUUCUAAACUAGCUAGACUGAGAAUAGUGAUGUCCCAAAUUAAAGAGGUAGAAAGGUCCCUCGCGACCAUAGCUCAAGUGGUUGAAAAAAUCGAGUUUUUCUCUUUGAAUUUUAAACAAGUGGUCCCAUUUUCCAGUUUCUUCAGCAGAGUAGAUAAAUCUAUGCUGAAAUCCGAAAGCGUGCUGGCUUCCCAGUUCGACAGGAUGACGCCGGCCAUGUGCAAGCUAGAAAUGGUCGCCGGUCUGGGAUACAGCGGCAAAUGCGAACAGAUGGUUUUGUACUAUAGGUGGGCGGAAAACACGUUUUUCGAAGCGCUGACAAAUAUGGUACUUCAAAACUGCUUAUUGUUUCAAGAAUUUAUUAUCGGCAAACAAAAGUCCAGGUUUCUGAUAACCGUCAGGCUCGGGCCUUACGACAUUCAGACUCAACCUACUUUAUCUAUAGUGGGACAUUCUUUAUCUACACUCCUGGACAAAUUUUUAGAAAGGCUGAGCCAUUUUCCAAGAUGGUUUGACGGCACUUGCCAUCCAGUGCCUUUCGUCAAGAAUCUGACCACUAACGUAUCGCAUAGGUAUUCCUAUGUCCACGACGUUAUUGAAGUCGGUUAUGUAAUGAAGCUAAUCGAGAAGGUUUACGAGACAAUCAAUUUUGUCAUCGGCAAAGUCGAUGACUACAUCUUGGAGUGGCAGAAAUACUCUCACUUGUGGAAAAUCAGCGCUUCCAAAACAAUGAAGAAAUUUUACGAUGACAAGCCUAUGCUUUCCGAAUUUGACGAAUGUUUUUCGUUUUACAACAGUAUACAACUUUUGAUGAACAACCAUAAAGGAUUCGCCGAUGUUUAUUGCAUAAGGCUCAAAGUAAAACCGCUCGUGCACAAUAUAAUCGCGAUCGCAGGUGAAUGGAAGAAUACACUGGCCAGACAUCUCGUCGGCGCCGCAAAAACGAAGGCGAGUGAAUUGUACGAAAUGUUCGAAGACAUGACCGUAAAGCUGGGACAAAACGUCAUCAACUUAGAGUCUUUUCAAGAGAUUUUGCAAACGGUCAAAGAGAUCGGCGACAUCCAACCCGAAGCCGAGUGCGGUUUCAAGUACAUUUACGAGAGAAUGCAUCUUGUCGAAAUUUGGAAAUGCUACGUGCCUUCUGAACAAAAGAAAAUGUACAAAACCGUGAGAAGAAAGUAUGCGAAACUUCGGUUAAUGGCGAUAUACAGAACAAUAGCUCUCGCGCCGGUGAAAGAAAUAUUCCACAACAUAACGGCCGCCAUGGCGGAAAGCUUCAAAGAAGAGUGCCUAGCGUUUGCAGAAAAGUUCCAGAAAGAAGGUCCUGGGGCACAGUAUGACAAUCUAGAAAAAGGUUUGGAUAUUUUACCCGAAUACGAAGUUAAAUUUAACGAAUUGCUUACAAGACGAAUCAAGAUAACCCAAGCGGAAAGAAACUUCUGCCUGAAACCUUCCAAUCUCAUGCCUUUCCUCAACGCCCACGAUGAUUUCUUGAAAACGCAGCAAGUAUAUGAAAUUUAUAGAAAGCAAAAGCUUUUCAGAGAGCAUUGGAGCAAACAUCUGUGGGUGAAUCUGGUCCCUUCGCGGUUAUUGGAUGGGAUCGAGGAAUUCCUGAAAGAUUUAAAAAAACUGCCUCCAGAAGUGAGAGACCUGCCAAUUGCGACUGCCAUCGAUCGUAAUAUAAGAGACUUCAAACACACGGUUCCUCUGAUGGUCCAAUUAAAACAUCCCGCCAUCAGGCCGAGGCACUGGCAAGAGCUUAUGGAAAGGACAGGAAAAGUAUUCGUUAUCAAUCCAGAAACUUUUACCCUGGAAAAUAUGUUCAAUAUGAACCUACAUUUGUAUGAAGAAAUAAUAGAGGAAAUCGUAUGGAACGCCAUGAAAGAGCUUCUCAUCGAGUCCGGAAUACAGCAAUUAUCAGAGUUCUGGUCACAAAUGAAAAUUCCGAUACUUCCUCACGUAAAUAAGAACAACGUCCAACGAGGGUACAAACUCGGUCAAAUAGACGAAAUUUUAACGACCCUGGACGACGGUUGUAUGAAUCUACAGAGCAUGGGAGGCUCACAGUUCGCAGCACCGUUUUUGAACGACAUUCACAAAUGGGAGAAAAAUUUAUCUCUAGUCAACGAAGUUUUAGUGGAAUGGACGCAUCUACAAAGGAAAUGGAUUUAUUUGGAAGGCAUUUUUGUUGGUGGAGAUAUAAGACAGCAGCUUCCCUCACAAGCUAGACAAUUCGACGACAUAGAUCACAGUUUUUUGAGAAUCAUGGAAGACGUCCAUCAGACGCCCUCUAUACUAAAACAAUGCUUGAAACAAGGCCGGUUAAAUGAAAUCGUCAGUUUAUCGGCCGGUUUGGACAAAUGUCAAAAAUCGCUGAUAGAUUAUUUGAACGAAAAAAGAAAUGCUUUUGCCAGGUUCUUUUUCUUGUCAGACGACGAAUUAUUGUCGAUUCUCGGAUCUUCCGACCCGACCUCGAUACAAGAGCACAUUGUCAAAAUAUUCGAUAACGUCUGCAUGCUACAGUUUAUUUGGGAGAAUCAAAACGAAGCAGAGUGUCCGAUUAUUAAAGGGCUGAUAUCGUGCGAAGGAGAAAUUCUACAAUUCGCCGAUUCUAUCAUCUUAACGGACAAAGUCGAAAAUUGGAUGAAUAAAGUGUUGGAAGAAAUGCGAGCUAAUAACAAAUACACUCACAAGCAUGCUAUUUACGACUUCGGCAUGGUACGCCAACCCCGAGGCAAUUGGAUGACUCAAUUUAUCGGCAUGGCCGUCCUCGCCGCAAACGGAGUUUGGUGGACGGUCGAAGUCGAAUAUUCUUUCCGUUGGCUUUCAGAGGGUCAGAACAGAGCGAUGAAAAAUCUGUGGGCCAAACUCAACAACCAACUGGAUGAAAUCGUAAUCAAAGUAAGGGGAGAUUUGUCGAAAAACGAAAGGAAAAAAUGCACAACCGUAUUGACUGUAGACGUUCACGCGAGGGACAUUGUCGAAACGUUCAUCGCGAACAACAUUACAGACAGAGAAGAGUUUGCAUGGGAGAGCCAAUUGAGAUUUUACUGGGUUAAAACGGUUGACGGGCUUAUUAUUAAGCAGUGCUCCGGGGAGUUUAAUUAUGGUAACGAAUAUAUGGGUCUGAACGGUAGGUUAGUCAUUACACCACUCACGGAUAGGAUAUACCUGACAAUUACACAAGCGUUAUCUAUGCAGUUGGGAGGAGCGCCUGCGGGACCCGCAGGAACCGGGAAGACUGAAACUGUUAAAGAUCUCGCGAAAGCGAUGGGACUGCUGUGCAUAGUGACGAACUGCGGCGAAGGUAUGGACCACCUUGGAUUCCAGAAAAUUUUAUACGGGCUGUGCCAAUGCGGUGCUUGGGGCUGUUUCGACGAGUUUAAUAGGAUUGACAUAUCCGUACUUUCCGUCAUAUCAACCCAGCUUCAAACGAUAAGAAACGCCUUACAAAACAAACUGACGACGUUUCAACUGGGACCGAACGAAAUCGCUUUAGACUCGAAAGUAGGAGUGUUUAUAACGAUGAAUCCCGGGUACGCAGGAAGAACGGAACUGCCCGAAUCUGUCAAGUCACUGUUUCGGCCUGUAGUCUGCAUUAUACCAGAUCUUGAGCAAAUCUGCUUGAUUAUGUUAUUUUCAGAAGGAUUUCUGAGGGCAAAAGUCUUGGCGAAAAAAAUGACCGUUCUGUAUAAACUUUCUAAAGAACAACUGUCUAAACAGAAUCAUUACGACUUCGGUUUACGAGCUUUAAAAUCUGUGCUUGUGAUGGCGGGAGAGCUUAAACGAAAUUCUCCUGAAUUACCAGAAGAUGUGUUGCUCAUGAGAGCGCUCCGUGAUAUGAACCUCCCGAAAUUUGUUAACGAAGACAUACCUUUGUUUACAGGUCUGAUUAACGAUCUCUUCCCGGGUCUCCAAUGCCAAAGAGUGACCUACCCUGAAUUUAUCGAAGCUGUUGAAAAAUCAUUAGACGAGCAAGGUUACGUAAAAUUAGCAACCCAAAUAGAUAAGAUAGUGCAGCUGUACGAAACCAUGAUGACCAGACAUUCCGUAAUGGUCGUGGGCCCGACCGGCGGUGGAAAGACCGUCAUAAUAAAUAUUUUGGCGAAGGCGCAAACAUUACUCGGAACCAUAACAAAACUAUACGUGCUCAAUCCUAAAUCGGUCACGGUGAACGAAUUGUACGGAGUCGUCAACCCAUUGACGAGAGACUGGACUGAUGGACUUCUGUCGAAAACCUUCAGAGAAGUAAACAGAACGCAAAAAGCAAACGUGAAGAAGUACAUUGUUUUUGAUGGUGACGUAGACGCGUUGUGGAUUGAAAACAUGAACUCGGUUAUGGACGAUAAUAAACUCCUUACACUGUCAAACGGAGAAAGGAUAAGGAUGGUUCCUUCGUGCGCAUUGGUGUUUGAAGUCGGCGACUUGCAAUACGCUUCUCCGGCGACGGUCUCACGAGCUGGGAUGGUCUAUGUCGAGCGGAAGAACCUCGGUUACAAACCGUAUUGGACUCGUUGGGUUAAUAGCAGGGUAGACGGAGCAGAACGACAUUGUCUCAACACACUCUUCGAACAAUAUGUGAUUCGUACGUUAUCGAUGAUUUUCGGCGGAUUAGCCGGACUUCAACAGUGGAAUCCUUUGAGGACGAUUAUCCCUCAAUCGGAAUUGAAUUUGAUUACCCAACUUUGUUUUGUGCUGGAAGCGAUGUUGCCAGGAUCCGAUCACGAAAUGAGAGGGAGCAAACCGGAAAAGCAGUCGUCCCUUCAAUCGGUAAAAGUCAAAAAGCGGAAAACUUCUAAAACCGGAAAAAACGAAAAUAUCGAAUUACUAGAAAUGACUGAGGCGACGUUUAUCGAAGCGUUAUAUCUAUCGCUGGGAGCGUCGAUCGUUAAAGAAGACAGGCCUCACUUCGAUUCUUUUGUGAAGAAAAUAGCAGGCUUGCCGUUGGUCGAAGACACGCCUGAAAAACGUGCGACCGUAUCCUAUCUACCUCAAGCCAUGCCAAGUUUGUACGAUUACAAACUGGAUCAGAAAAACGCCGUUUGGAUACCGUGGCGGGAUCUGGUGCCCCCGUACGUGCAUGACAAAAACAAAAAGUUCGGAGAUAUUUUAGUCCCGACUGAGGAUUCGACCAAGAUCCAUUGGUUGCUCCAUCAAAUGACACACGUGAAAAGACCUGCCAUCCUCGUAGGAGAGACUGGCACAUCGAAAACUGCGGUCAUCAUGGAAUAUUUGAGGAGCCUCGACAACGAUCAAUACGUCCAGCUGAUGUUAAAUUUCUCCUCCAGGACAACAUCGAGUGACGUUCAGAGAAAUAUCGAAUCGACCAUCGAGAAGCGCACGAAAGACGUCUACGGGCCGCCAGUCGGCAAAAAACUAAUAAUUUUUAUCGAUGAUGUCAACAUGCCACACUUCGACGCUUACGGGACACAGCAGCCGAUUGCUCUCUUAAAGAUAUUGGUCGAAAGAAAUGGCAUUUACGAUCUCGGAAAAGAAUUGCAAUGGAAAACAAUAAAAGACACGUCCAUUCUAGCGGCAAUGGGAAAAUCCGAAGGAGGAAGAAAUGAAAUGGAUCCGAGAUUCAUAUCUUUGUUUUCAGUUUACAACAUGACCUUCCCUUCAGAUUCGACUAUUACACACAUAUUCGUUUCCAUACUCGCCGGCCAUACGAGUGAUUUCAGCGAGGACGUAAAAACAAUCAUCACUGAAAUAAUUAAAGCGACCAUUCAUUUGUAUAAAAAAGUCGUAAUAGAAUUACCACCGACACCUACGAAAUUCCACUACAUUUACAAUCUCAGAGAUAUUUCGAGGAUAAUCGGCGGAUUACUGAUGACCCAUAAAAAUCAUUAUUUGUCAGAUUCGCGAUUCCUGCGCGUCUGGAGGAACGAAUUCACCAGAGUGCUCUUUGAUAGGCUGAUUAACGACGAAGAUCACAAUCGGAUGAACGAGCUAACCAAAGAGACGAUAGAAAUGGAAUUUGCCGCCCAAUCCGAUAUCGUUCUCAAAGACCCCUUGCUUUACGGCGAUUAUAGAAACGCUUUGAUCGAAGACGAACCGCGAUUUUACGAAGAUUUACAAAAUUACAACACCGUGUUCCAACUCUUCACGCGGAUAUCGACAGAAUAUAACGAAAAACACCACACAAUGAACCUCGUGCUCUUCGAAGACGCUUUGGACCAUUUGACCAGAAUACACAGAGUACUAAGAAUGCAUAAAGGCCACGCGAUGAUAAUCGGAGUGGGUGGGUGUGGAAAAGCUUCGAUAGUCAAGCUUGCUUCCUUCGCGGCAGAAUGUGGCAAUUUCGGCAUAGUGUUGUGCCGAGGGUAUUCCGAAUCCCAUUUCAAAGAGGACAUGAAAAAACUAUACAGGACAGUCGGUGUAGAUCAAAACUCGACGACAUUCCUAUUCGCCUCGACGCAUAUAGUCGAAGAAGGAUUUUUAGAGCUCAUCAACAAUAUCCUGACAAUUGGAAUCAUACCGUCCUUGUUUUCCGACGACGAGAAAGACGAAAUAAUCAGUAGUGUACGAAAUGCAGCGAAAGCAGAAGGCUACAGCGUCCUCAAAGAGUCGUGUUGGCAGUUUUUUAUAACCAAAUGUAGAGAUAAUCUCCACGUCGUUUUAUCGAUGAAUCCUCUAGGUGACGCGUUGCGGACGAGGUGCAGAAGUUUCCCCGGUCUCAUUAGUAAUACGACCAUCGAUUGGAUUUUACCAUGGCCGACGGAAGCUUUAUACGCAGUCGCCAACAAAUACUUCAAAGACGUUGAUACGAUUGCGGAGGAAGUGAAAGAACCCAUAAUAGAAUCAUUGGUACAAGUUCAUUUAAGUAUGAUCCAAUACACGGAAGAUUUUCACCUGCAACUUCGAAGAAAGAAUUACCUGACCCCGAAACACUAUUUGGAUUUUAUCAAAACCUAUUUGAGGCUGAUGGGAGAAAAGGCGGAGAGCAUCGAUAACCAAUGCGAACGUUUAGAAGGAGGUCUAAAAAAAAUUGCGGAAGCCAGCGUCCAGCUAGACGAACUGAGUGAAAAACUAGCACUACAGCAAAUAGUAAUAAAUGAGAAAACCAAAAACACCGACUUACUUAUGUCGGAGGUGGAAAACGCCACUCGAGUCGCCACGGAAAAGAAGAAACUCGCUAAAAAGAAGCAGACCGAAAUGGGUAAUCAAAGUAAGACGAUUAAAAGACAGAAAAAGGAAGCGGAGAAGGCGUUGAGCAAAGCUCUGCCGGCACUGGAAGCGGCGAAACUGGCGUUGUCGGAUUUGGAUAAGCACGAUAUCACGGAAAUUAGAUCCUUCGCCACUCCGCCCGAGCCUGUUCAAGUCGUGUGCGAGUGCGUCGCUCUUCUACGAGGUAUAAAAGAAGUCAGUUGGAAAGCGGCGAAAGGUCUUAUGGCGGACCCAUUUUACCUAAUGAAACUUCGAGAAAUGAAUUGCGACGUGAUCCCUCAAAGGACUCUACAACAAGUAAAGGCGCAUUUGAAAUCGUCCAAGAAAAUGGGCGAAAUGGCUAAAAUCAGCAGUGCAGGGAUGGGGCUGCUGAAAUUCGUCGAAGCCGUCUUGACCUACUGUGCCGCCUAUAAGGACAUCAAACCAAAAAGAGACAAGGUGAAUGAGUUGGAACAAGAGUAUAAAGAGGCGGAGAGAUAUCUUGACAAGCUGAACACAGAAAUCGACAAAAUAGAAGAAACUUUGGAAGAAUUAAACAGAAGAUACUCAAUAGCCAAUGCGGAAAAAAUUAAAAUUCAGGAAGAAACCGAAAUAAUGAAGCGACGACUUAAUGCGGCUGAUCAACUAUUCUCCGGUCUAGGCAGAGAGAAUGCCAGAUGGCUGGAAGACCUCGCGCAACUUGCAAUAGACAAGAAAGAAAUUAUUGGAAACUGUUUUCUCAGUGCGGCAUUCCUCAGCUACACCGGACCGUUCAGCUGGGAAUUCAGACAAGACAUGCUGUACAGGAAUUGGAUAAAUAUAGUCAAAGAAGCGCAGUUGCCUAUAUCGCUGCCGUUCAAGAUAGAACACCAUCUUACGGACGACGUGACGAUAAGUCUUUGGAACUCGGAAGGCCUGCCACCCGAUGAAUUGUCAAUUCAAAACGGAAUAUUGACGAUGUCGGCUUCGCGCUUUCCCAUAUGCAUCGAUCCGCAGCAGCAGGCGCUGAACUGGAUUAAGAAAAAGGAAGCAAAGAAAAAUUUAAAAAUCUUAUCCUUCGGGGAUCCGGAAUUCUUGAAGCUAUUGGAACUGGCUAUAAAAUACGGACAUCCAGUCUUGUUUCAAGAUGUAGACUACAUAGAUCCAAUUGUGGACAACGUUAUACAAAAAAAUAUCAAGGGUAACUACGGUAAAUAUUUUAUUGAACUUGGCGAUAAAGAGGUGGAAUAUGACACUCGGUUUAAAAUGUACCUCACGACGAAAUUACCAAACCCCAAUUUGAACCCUUCAGUUUACACGACAGCGACUGUCAUUAAUUAUUCCGUAACGUUGAUGGGUUUGGAGGAACAGUUAUUGAGUGUUGUUGUGGGGCAUGAACGCCCUGAUUUAGAAGAAAUGAGAGAAAACCUCAUAAACGAAACAAGCCAAAAUAAACAAUUGUUGAAACAACUUGAAGAUUCGUUGCUCCGAGAACUGGCCACGUCGACGGGGAACAUGUUAGACAAUCCAGAUCUAGUGCAAACCCUGGACGAUACCAAGUCAAACGCUACCGAGGUUCAGUCCAAGCUUCAAAUGGGAUCAAAAACAAAAGCCGACAUAGAAAAAUUGAGAAAUAGCUACAGGCCAGUAGCACAAAGAGGAGCGAUUUUGUUUUUCAUUCUUUCUGAUAUGUCAGUAGUAAAUCCAAUGUACCAAUACGCUUUAAAUGCCUAUUUGGACGUAUUUUCUCAUGCUUUGAGAAAAACCCCCCCUGACUCAAAACUUUCAAGAAGGAUUAUGCGAAUAAUAGCAUGUUUGACCCAAGCGAUUUACGACUACGGCUGUACGGGAAUUUUUGAAAAGCACAAGCUCCUUCUUUCGUUCCAAAUCGCUGUGAAACUGCAAAUGAGCGAAGGGAACGUUACACAAAAACAGGUGGACUUUUUCAUAAAAGGAAACGUUGCGAUUGAAAAAUCAACAGUGAAGCAGCCUUAUCCAUGGAUUACUAACCAGGGUUGGAACGAUAUUCUAAAACUGACGGAUGAGUUUUCUAGCACGUUCGGAACUUUAUUAAAACAGCUCGAUUCUGCUCCACAACAAUGGAAAGUAUGGUACGAUUUGGACAAUCCGGAGGGUGUAGAUAUGCCUAAUGGUUAUGGCAAUAAUUUUACCCCUUUUGAAAUCUUGAUGUUAAUGAGAUGCAUAAGAAUAGAUAGAAUUUACCAGUGUGUGACAGAUUUUAUUCUGAAAACGAUGGGAGAACAGUAUAUCACGCCGCCUUACGUGAGUAUUAAUCAAAUUUACGAGCAAAGUACCUGCAAUUCUCCGAUAAUAUUCAUACUGAGCCCCGGUUCUGAUCCAUCCGGUGAAAUCAUGAAACUAUCCGAGGUCUGUCAGAUGCGGGAUAAGUUCAAGUAUUUAUCAUUGGGACAAGAUCAAGAAGCCCCUGCGUUCAAGCUCAUUGACGAAGGGAUCAAUAUGGGCGAAUGGAUAAUGCUACAGAAUUGUCAUUUGCUCCUCCCGUUCAUGCGUGAUUUAGAAAAGAAACUAGAAAAAAUCGUACAACGACAUCCAAACUUCCGGCUUUGGCUUACCACAGAACCAUCUGAAAAUUUCCCCAUCGGGGUCCUUCAGUCGUGUUUCAAAGUAGUAAUGGAGCCUCCGAACGGUUUGAAACUGAACUUGAGGAACACAUUUUUCAAAAUGAAAAGCAGUGUCCUGUCGUCGACGGACCAUCCCGCUUUCAAAACGCUAGUCUACAUCGUGGCGUUUUUCCACGCAGUCAUCCAGGAAAGGAGGAAAUACGACAAAGUGGGUUGGAAUAUAAACUACGAUUUCAGCGAAUGCGAUUUCGCGGUAUCUGUGGAAAUCUUAAGCACGUACCUUACGAAGGCUCUUUCGUCGGAGGAGCAGAGAGUUCCCUGGAACAGCUUGAAGUAUCUCAUAGGGGAAGUCAUGUACGGAGGUCGAGUCAUCGACCACUACGAUCGUCGCAUUGUAGCCACAUACAUGGACGAAUACAUGGGGGAUUUCGUGUUCGACGCGCUUCAACAGUUCUACUUCUACAAUGAUGAGACAAUCGCUAUAACUAUCCCACCGCCGAGUACAAAAGAAGAAUAUCUCGAGCACAUAAAUACCCUUCCUUUGAUCUGCCCGCCUGGCUGUUACGGCUUGCACGGAAACGCCGAAAUCGGUUACUACACACAGGCGACGAAGGAAAUGUGGGACACGUUGAUAGACCUCCAGCCUCAGAGCGUCCUCAGCGCGUCAGGUAUAAGCAGGGAGGAGAUGAUCCACAAUUUGGCGGAAGACAUUAUAAAAGUAAUUCCGGAUCCCUACGAGCUGAGAAGAUUGCGGAUGAAUUUGGAAAACAACACCAAACCGACGAAAAUAGUACUACUGCAGGAAUUGGAAAAAUUCAAUACUCUCGUGCGUAGGAUGAAGUCGACCCUCAAUAACACGCAGAAAGCUCUCAAAGGAGAAAUAGGAAUGGACAACGUGCUGGAAGACAUUUCGACCAGUCUUUACAACGGCCAACUGCCUAACGACUGGAGGAAGCAUACUCAACAGACGACGAAGAAUCUAGCGAGCUGGAUAGAAUUCUUCACGAAAAGGAACCAGUUCUUCACGGAAUGGAUUGCCAUGGGUGAGCCGGCAGUCAUGUGGUUGCCAGGAUUAUCGUUUCCCGAGGCCUACCUCACGGCAUUGGUACAAGAAGCUUGCCGAAUGGAGGCCUGGUCUUUGGACAAAGCGUCGAUCAAGACUGCUGUAACAGAUUUCACGAGGGAAGACGACGUGGAUGCAAAACCGAAGAUCGGAUGCUACAUCUCCGGUUUAUUUCUGGAAGGAGCUCGAUGGGACCACAAAAAGAAAUGCAUAGCAAACGCCCAUCCUAAAAUAUUAAUAGACAACCUUCCGCUCUUAUCCAUAACGCCGACUUCCAAGAACAGCGUGAGCGAUGAUCCAUAUCUGUUGCCGACGCCGGUCUACAUGACGUCCUUAAGGAGGAACGCGAUGGGAGUCGGAUUCGUAUUCGAGGCUUCUUUACCGAUCCCUACGCACGCCAGCUUCUGGAUACUUCAAGGGGUAUGCCUCCUAAUGACGACCGAUCACGCGCUCUAAACAGAAAAGAGCCUGGAUUUAAGUUAUAAUAAAAUAAAACUUAUGCUUACUAGACGUA